Messenger RNA from Chiloscyllium plagiosum (whitespotted bambooshark), 1418 nucleotides. The record is from RefSeq and is a predicted model, not a curated record. Lineage: Eukaryota; Metazoa; Chordata; Chondrichthyes; Orectolobiformes; Hemiscylliidae.
UCACGUGACUCCCUUCUAAAGGAUGAUUCUCAGCGCUGUCACGCCCCCACAUUUGAUUUCCCUGUUGUGUGCAGGAAUCUUAAAAGCGGAGAGGGAAAGAGUCAAGGAGGCGGAAAAUGCGGGGAUUUAUUAUGCGGUCUACACGAGGGAUGUUGUCUCUUUGGAAACGACACACAUCAGUAUAUUCGCUGCUGCAAGCUUCCCAUUCACUCUUUUCUUGAUAGCAUAAGCUGGAUCUUAAGAAAACUUUCGGGGAUUUUUAUAUUGUGCGUACUGUUUGUCAUCGGAUAUUUCCUACAACGCAUCAUCUGUCCGCAACCUCGGCGCUACCGAACAGACACAUCAUCUUCUUUGUUCAGCGAGAACCUGAAUUACGCCUCAGACAACUCUUUGCUGGACCGACUUACUGAUCAGGAAUUACAUGUGAUUUCUCCACAUGCCUGCACUACGCCUCGAUCACCACCAUCAUACGAAGAAGUAAAAGAUUUGCCAAGCUAUGAAGAAUUCAUGCACAGCAGGGACAGUAUAGAAAGCACAGGCACUCCAGUUUCAGCUGAUCGCAGGUCAUCGCUCUCGGAAACGGACGCAAGGUCAAAUUGUGAAAUUCACACGCAGUCUCAACCCCAACAAUGAUACGUGUUUCUUCCAGAUUCAGAGGCUUAUGAAAGUAUAUCAUUGGAGUCUGUUGAAACCUGCAGAAUAUUAUCCCUGACCGUUUGGGGGACUUAUCCGUUUUAAAACCGAUAUAUUAUAUGUUUGUUUUUCCUGCUUACUGAUGAUCAGGGAAGUCUGAGAUGGAUCAAAGUUUUAACAACAAAAAUUGUUUUUGAGGUGGCGCUGAGACUAUCGUGUAAACUGUUGGGAGCGUUUAUCAUUUUACAUCUGCUCUACUUUUAAAAAUAGUCUGGGCAAAUUGUAUCAAAAUAUACUAUUAAACACUAUUACAGUGUCUUUUUGUCAGCUAAAUGUUCAUAUCACCAAUGGAGGAAGACUAAUAACGUUCACAUGUCUAGGGUGAAUCAGGGCUAUAAAGUGACUAUCAAUUAGCGUUAUGCAAGGAGGUCAACUGCCAAAAGAUAUCUUGUAAUGUAAAAAUAUUUACCACAUUUGGCUUUAUUGGUGCAAAUUAAGAUUUGGAAGGUUCGGGUGAGAGAAUUUACAGUGCUCACGAACAUUUUGCAAGAAAAAAGCAUUGUUGGAUUACCCCAAAACAACGCAAUUAUUAUUGUAUUAAAUGACUGUUGGAUUAGUAGAAAGCAAGCUAGGCGGACUAUGGUCUUUUCUGAUCUCGCGAUUUCUUUGCGUUUUGAUCAUUGAAAAUUCCCCAACUAUAUCGCAUCUGAUUCUUGGGAAAUGGUUGCUCGUGAACUGGUAGAUAUAUUUCUCAAGAAGCUUCGACCUGAUUAACACGGAACAAU